AUGUCAAAUGAGAGCUACAAGCCAAAUAUAAGUGUUACCCCAUCUAGUCCUUACCAGAUCAGAGAAGGUGAUACAGCGGUGAUAUAUUGUGUAGUGACAGACGCUAACCCCAACACUGGGAUCACAUGGAGCUGGACAAAGACAGGAGACCCUGCUGUCCUAUACAGGCGUCAGAAUUACACAAUACCUAACAUACAGAGAUCACAGAGAGGAACCUACCAGUACAAACCAACUAUGCGUGUUACCCCAGCUGGUCCUUACCAGAUCAGAGAAGGUGAUACAACGGUGAUAUAUUGUAUAGUGACAGACGCUAACCCCAACACUGGGAUCACAUGGAGCUGGACAAAGACAGGGAACCCUGCUGUCCUAUACACGGGUCAGAACUACACAAUUCCUAACAUACAGAGAGCACAGAGAGGAACAUACCAGUGUACAGCUACAAACUCUAUAGGGGUUUCUCUACCAGCCACGGUACUGGUGGAUAUACAAUACAAACCAACUAUGCGUGUUACCCCAGCUGGUCCUUACCAGAUCAGAGAAGGUGAUACAACGGUGAUAUAUUGUAUAGUGACAGACGCUAACCCCAACACUGGGAUCACAUGGAACUGGACAAAGACAGGGAACCCUGCUGUCCUAUACACGGGUCAGAUCUACACAAUUCCUAACAUACAGAGAGCACAGAGAGGAACCUACCAGUGUACAGCUACAAACUCUAUAGGGGUUUCUCUACCAGCCACGGUACUGGUGGAUGUACAAUGUAAACCCCGACUAUAUAACAUCGAUUCCCAAUCUCCUGACAAAGUAGUCAUAGAACAUUUUGAUUCUCUCCAAAUACUGGUGAGAAUUUUAUUAUACCCACCAGCGACUUCGACGCAAUGGAUUUUCACAGGAAGAAAUUAUACAAGUAAAGUCAUUCCCAAUAAUACAGAUGGUUACAGAAUAACAAACACUAAAGGGGAAAUUGAACAAAACAUCACCCUCAACAAAAGUAGAAUCAAUGAGAAAGAUUUUGGAGAGUACAUCAUAAUGGUUCAGAAUGAUAUUGGUACCUUCCUUAGGAUCUAUCGCGUGGAUACAGCAAAAUUUCCAGGAAUACAGGAGAGUGUAGGGAAUCAGACCGGAGUAGCUGUUGGGAGUGCUGUAGGGAUCGUAGCGUUUAUCACCAUUAUCCUGGUCCUGGUGAUCUGUCUCCGAAGGCUUUAUACAUUUACCUGUAUAAUAAAGUUAGAGAGAAAGAACAUAGACAAGGGUGUAAAAAGAACUGAUUUAACGAAAGACGAAUCCAGUAUCCCUAUGGCAGAACACACUGUACAUCUACACGGAGAAAGGGGUGUGUAUGAAGAAUUAACAGAGACAGAUAAUGGAAAUCAGUAUGAGGGUCUCUCCAAUAAAGAUCCACAAGAAACCAAGAGGUAA
Ostrea edulis (European flat oyster) is the source of this 1416-nucleotide messenger RNA. RefSeq names its product brother of CDO-like. Gene Ontology annotation, biological process: cell-cell adhesion. The transcript has 11 exons. Bases 1 to 1416 code for a protein of 471 amino acids. NCBI's taxonomy places the organism in Eukaryota, Metazoa, Mollusca, Bivalvia, Ostreida, Ostreidae. Gene Ontology annotation, molecular function: cell adhesion molecule binding. Gene Ontology annotation, cellular component: cell-cell junction. The record is from RefSeq and is a predicted model, not a curated record.